Molecule: messenger RNA, 4633 nt
Organism: Tupaia belangeri chinensis (Chinese tree shrew)
Lineage: Eukaryota; Metazoa; Chordata; Mammalia; Scandentia; Tupaiidae
Gene: B4GALNT3
Product: beta-1,4-N-acetyl-galactosaminyltransferase 3
Exons: 20
Coding region: 1-2916 (971 amino acids)
Cellular component (GO): Golgi cisterna membrane
Molecular function (GO): acetylgalactosaminyltransferase activity
Source: RefSeq, a predicted model, not a curated record
AUGGAGGCAGUGAAUUUUGAUGGUUGUGUUGACCUGGGCCAAGUUCCUGAGUGUCUCCUGCCCCCACCCCUACUCUGCAAAUACCGGUACAGCAGCUGGCGAGGACUGGCCAAGGCUCUGGCCAGCAGGGACAUUCCAGCCGUGGGUCCAGACCUCCAGUUCCACCGUCCCCAGAGGCUGAGCCCCAAGGACCACGAGGUUGACGGAGGUGGGCACGGUAACCGCAGCUACCUGGAGUGGAACAAGCCCGUCCCUUGGCUCUCAGAGUUCCGGGGCCACGCCAACCUGCACGUGUUUGAGGACUGGUGCGGCAGCUCCAUCCAGCAGCUGCGGAGGAACCUCCACUUCCCGCUGUACCCCCACGUCCGCACGACCCUGAGGAAGCUGGCCGUGGCUCCCAAAUGGACCAACUAUGGCCUCCGCAUCUUUGGCUACCUGCACCCCUUCACUGACGGGAGGAUCCAGUUCGCCAUCGCUGCCGAUGACAACGCUGAGUUCUGGCUGAGCCGCGACGAACAGGUCUCUGGCCUUCAGCUGCUGGCCAGUGUGGGCAAGACUGGAAAGGAGUGGACCGCCCCUGGAGAGUUUGGGAAAUUUCAGAGUCAGAUUUCCAAGCCCGUGAGCCUGUCAGCCGCCCGCAGGUACUACUUCGAGGUGCUGCACAAGCAGGACGCCAAGGGCACCGACCACGUGGAGGUCGCGUGGCGACGGAAUGACCCUGGAGCCAAGUUCGUCAUUAUCGACUCUACGUCCCUGUCCCUCUUCACAAAUGAGACAGUCCUCAGGAUGGACGAGGUGGGCCACAUCCCUCAGACGGCAGCCAGCCACGUGGGCUCCCUGGACUCCCUUCCCAGAGACGAGCAGCCCCUCACCGACAUGCUGCGGCCUGACCCCCGGGACACCCUCUAUCGAGUGCCUCUCAUCCCCAAGUCUCACCUGCGCCACGCCCUGCCUGACUGCCCCUACAAGCCCAGCUACCUGGUGGAUGGGCUCCCUCUGCAGCGGUACCAGGGCCUCCGCUUUGUUCACCUGUCCUUCGUUUACCCCAAUGACUACACCCGCCUGAGCCACAUGGAGACCCAGAACAAAUGCUUCUACCAGGACAACGCCUACUACCAGGACAGGUUCAGCUUCCGGGAGUACAUCAUGACGGACCAGCCUGAGCAGCAGGGGCCGGGGCAGCCAGGUUUUGAGGAGGGUCUUCUAGAAGAAUCCCAGUAUGUAGACGUGGCACAGGAGACCCCCACCUCCAGUGACCAGAAGACCGGACGGCCGGAGGGAGCGCCCACGCCCACUAUGACCGCCGAGCAGGACCUCACGGACUUCCGCCUGCAAGGCCUGCGCAGGCUCCUGGGGCGGCCCCCGCAAGGCCCUCCCGGACCUCCUUCCACGCACAACUCCACGGCUGCCCCCCCAGGGAGGCCCAGCCACAGCCCCGCCCCGCAGCCAGGGCAGGGGCGGAGGACACCCAGCCCCUCGCCCAGCCAGGCCCCCCAGCGUUCUGACGGGCGGCCCCCUGGGCACCCGGCAGGGAGCCCUCCUCUGGCUAAGAGGCUCGGGCCCUCCCUGGACGGCCCCAGGGGGGCUCUAGAGCAGUCCCAGUGGCUGAGCCAGGUGGAAUCAUACAUUGCCCAGCAGCGCAGGGCCGACGGCGUGGAGCCCCAGGCCCCCCGCAGGGAGUGGCAGGGGGACCAGGACGCUGUGGUGGCAGAGGGCCCGGAAGGGCACGUGGAGGGAGAGCAGGAGGGGGAAGAGGAGGAAGAGGAGGACGUGAGCGAGGUGUUCGAGUACGUGCCUGUGUUCGACCCCGUCGUCCACUGGGACCAGACCUUCAGCGUGCGGAAUCUGGACUUCCAAGCCCUGCGGACCGACUGGAUCGACCUGAACUGUAACACGUCCGGCAACCUGCUGCUCCCUGAGCAGGAGGCCCUGGAGGUCACGCGGCUCUUCCUGAAGAAGCUCAACCAGAGGAGCCGGGGGAGGUACCAGCUGCAGCGCAUCGUGAACGUGGAGAAGCGGCAGGACCAGCUGCGCGGGGGACGCUACCUCUUGGAGCUGGAACUGCUGGAGCAGGGCCGGCGCGUGGUGCGGCUCUCUGAGUAUGUGACCACACGCGGCUGGCAGGGCAUCGAUCUGGCUGGGGGCGAGGAAGCUGAGGCUCGGAACCUGCAGGGCCUCGUCUGGAACUCCAACAGCCACCGGAGACGUGUGCUGAAUGCCCGGGCCUCGGAACCCAAGCUGUGCUGGCCCCAGGGCUUCUCCUGGAAUCACCGAGCUGUGGUCCACUUCAUUGUGCCAGUGAAGAACCAGGCACGCUGGGUGCAGCAGUUCAUCAGAGACAUGGAAACCCUGUCCCGGGUCAGCAGCGACCCACACUUCAACGUCAUCAUCACCGACUAUAGCAGUGAGGACAUGGAUGUCGAGAUGGCGCUGAGGAGGUCCAAGCUGCGGAGCUACCAGUACACGAAGCUAAGUGGGAACUUCGAGCGCUCGGCCGGGCUCCAGGCCGGCAUAGACCUGGUGAAGGACCCACACAGCAUCGUCUUCCUCUGUGACCUGCACAUCCACUUCCCAGCGGGGGUCGUCGACACCAUCCGGAAGCACUGCGUGGAGGGCAAGAUGGCCUUCGCACCCAUGGUGAUGAGGCUUCACUGCGGGGCCACACCGCAGUGGCCAGAGGGCUACUGGGAGGUGAAUGGCUUUGGGCUACUCGGCAUCUACAAGUCGGACCUGGACAGGAUCGGGGGCAUGAACACCAGGGAGUUCCGGGACCGCUGGGGCGGGGAAGACUGGGAGCUGCUGGACAGGGUUCUCCAAGCAGGCCUGGAAGUGGAGCGUCUCUCUCUCAGGAACUUCUUCCAUCACUUCCACUCCAAGCGCGGCAUGUGGAACCGCCGCCAGAUGAAGGCGCUGUAGUUCUGGUGGCCCGCUGCACUGACCACCUCUGCUCCUUGGCUCAGGCCUGCUCCCAGUGCCCCUGCUCGCUGCAGGAGGAGGCAGGGGCACCUCAGGGCUGACGUUCCACUGGCAGAGACAGGUGCCAAGGCUCCUCCAGCCCAGGCCUCCGGAAGGAGGGAUGAAGUGGAGAGGCAGGAGGGCGCUCACAUCCUGGGGGCCGGGCACCUCCCGAGUGGGAGGAUUUAGGGCGGGGAGAGCCACCCACACCGCACCAUCCUAUCCAGGGUGGCGUGUCCCAACGGCCACCCAGAGCUCCUCAGGGGGUGCUGAUCAGGAGCUGGAAGCUCUUCUGCUGGACAUGUUUUAUUGGGGGGUUAUUUUUUUAGCAGAAAACCAAAGCUGCGGCAUAGACCCGGCCUUGCCUGUGAGGGACGGGGCAUGCAUCUGAGGGCGCGUCCCCACUUGCAGCCUCGCACCCACUUGUAACGUGUCUCUCUUCCUGGCCGGAGGGCCGGGCCCCACGGGGCAGUUCUUGCUCGUGCCUUGACACGCAUCUCCCCCGUGGCCAUUGACUGGGGCGUUAAGUCCAGGCAGAGCAGAGAAGGCCGCCCUCCCUGGGGCAGAGCGGGAGGCGGGGACUGGUGGGUAGGGGACCCACGACCAGCCUGGGCUGUGCAGACCGGCGAGGAGAAGGCGAGGGCGAGAAGUCCUUUCCCUGCACACCCCGAGUCCAGCCUCGGGGGGGACAUGAAGAGUGGAGAAGACUGGGUGUGGACGGGGCGAGCAGGCCCUGCAAGAGGGGUGAAGGGUGAGAGGGGAACCUGAGUCCCCCAGUCCAGCUCUCCGCAGCCCCAGGGAGCCUGGUGGCUGACCUUGAUGGGAGAAGGUGUAGGGGACGGAGACCUGGACCUGCCAUGGGCACGGGCGAGAGGACAGGAAGGUGACACGGCCCUGAGAGAGCGCCCCACAUGGAGGGGGGCAGUGCGGUUUCAGGGACGGUGACCUGGUCUUACUCCGCACCCUCUCACCGGUGACCUCACACUUAGCUUGCUCUAACACUCUCUGGGCCGCUGCCGCCGCUGCUGUGGAACUCACCGAUGUGCGCUGGACACCAGACCUCGAGCCCAGUGUGUGGGGAGGGCCGGCGCAGAGCCUCCCGCUGCCAGCAAGGGCACGUGGGGCAAGCAGGCCGGACAGCGGUGGGCAGCGCCCCGCCGUGAGCUGCGCCCCGCCGAGUACAGCUGUGAGCUGCAGGCCUCUGCGUGGGCUCUGCCAGAAGGCUCAGCCCCAGGAGGCUGCACUCGGCUUGUAAGAGAAUGGAGCCCACCGAGGACCUUCCGGGACCGGGCGACCUGCCUGCCGCUGGGGAGCCAGGGGAGACAGCCGCUAUUGUGACACAUGCCUGUCCUGCCUGCUCCCGGGCUCUGGCUCGUUCUGGGACCUGCUCAGGCCUCCUGCCCCUGGGGACGGGCAGAGGGGAUGAGGCCUGGGCUGCAGGUGGCCAUCUGGGUGCCAGCUCCUUUGGGGACACUCUCCCUGGGCGUUGCACUGGAAGCCCGGACCAGCCCAGACAGCCAUGCCCUGCCAGCCCUCCCGCCCUGCCCGCCAGUGCCUUGUGUCCUGUUACCUCCACACCGUCUGCCUUAAGGGGAGGGCACCAGGGCCCCACUCCAGAGGGAAAUGUCUUGGGGCGGGGGUGGGAGUGGGAUGGCAGGAGGGAAAGCGUUAAAUACAG